This is a messenger RNA of Daphnia pulicaria, 3654 nucleotides long. RefSeq lists its product as uncharacterized. Gene Ontology annotation, molecular function: aspartic-type endopeptidase activity. Gene Ontology annotation, biological process: proteolysis. Bases 1 to 3654 code for a protein of 1217 amino acids. Lineage: Eukaryota; Metazoa; Arthropoda; Branchiopoda; Diplostraca; Daphniidae. The record is from RefSeq and is a predicted model, not a curated record. The transcript is spliced from 2 exons.
AUGGCCGGUGUAAACGGAGACAAUGAGGUUCCUGAAGAAGAGACGACCACGCCUCCAACCCCAAAAGACCUUCGAGAUGCUACUACCUGGAAGAAGCAGCGGAGUGCCGUACGCACGCAAAUCACUAAGACAAUACGGUACCUCGGCAACCUGGUCAACGAAAGAGGUUCCAGAGGAUCCAUUUCCAGCAUGAUGAAACACCUUGAGAAUCUAUUGGCCACAGCAGCCAAGUUCCACACUAAUCUAUCGACGGUUGAAGAUCAGGCCGAAAAUGAUCGCCAGGACGAGUUCCAUCUGAAGUAUGUCGAACUGGCUGGAGACGCGCUGGAAAGAGGCCAGCAAUAUUUGAAUUCGCGAUUAGGCGAGCCCCCGUCCGUGAUUGCAGGCAAGAAGGCGCCGUCUAUUUCACCGUCCGAACAAAAUCGUCAAGAGGAAGAACGCCAGUUGGCCCAACAAAGAGCAGAUGCAGCCAUUCUACAAGCCGACGAAGCCCGUCGUCAAGCAAACGAAGCGGCCAACCGUGCGGAUCAAGCCCGACGGGAAGCCACUGCAGCCCAACAAGCCUUGCAAAACCUAGAGAAUGAUGACGAUGACACCAGUGCAGUCACGAACCUUUCUCAACACCUUUCUCAACUUGGUAAAGAUUGGAGACAAAACCAACGCCGGCUUAAUUCUUCGACUUCAUCAGCAGCUCCUGACGAGUGGAUCGACCGUUAUGCUGCCGGCCAGCUGAAGCCAAACGUGACAGCGAGUUCCCGUUCUUCAGUCAAGACAGAGUUAGAAAUUUAUUCCGGAAGGUCUCUCGACUGGUUUGAAUGGAUAGAUCUGUACAGAGCUCUUGUACACGAUUCCGGAAAAUCCGCUGGAGAAAAAUUGGCCAUCCUUAAACGUCAUCUGAAAGGCGAUUGUCUCGACCUAGUCCAAGGUCUCGGAGGUGGCGAGCCAGCCUACAUCGAAGCCUUGGUCCGUCUCAAACAGAGCUGUGGCAGACGGGAUGUUAUGCGAGCUGCUACUCUACAGGCCAUCGACAAAGUGGAACUGAAAAAUGAUCCGGCCAUCUUCAAGCGUUUUGCCGAGCGGAUUAGGACUCAUCUUUUCGAUCUCAGCCGCAUCGGAGAAUCCAACGCCCCAGAUUUGAUCGAGAAAAUUAGCAUGAGACUCCAACCACCAGACCGUCUUGAGUGGAACCGCGGACGACGAGGAGGAUUGGAAACCAGAAGUCUCAACGCCUUUGGCUCCUGGCUGUGUGAGAGAGCGGCAGAAUACCAAAACGCAUACAGCGUUGCAUCCGAGCAGAAUACUUCUUCCGUGCUCAAGCCACCUCGGUCUCAUGCUCGCAGCCACCCUGCUUCAUCCGCCAAGGCAACCGACAACCACUCAGCACCCAAGGUCACCUUCCGGCCAUUCUGUUUCAAGUGCGAAGGAGACCACAAAUUGGAAAAUUGUAGCCGGUUCAAGGCUUUAGUCGUUGCAGAUCGAGUUGCUUUCUGUGCCAAGCACAGGUUAUGUUUCGGAUGUCUUGGAGCGAAACAUUCCGUCCGGAAUUGUUUUACGAAGAAGCCGUGUAAGAUCGCUGGUUGCAGCCUGCAUCAUCAUGAACUGGUCCACGACCCUGACAGACCAGCCACUGGAUCCGCGCCGGAUGCACCGAGGACCGAAACGACAAGAACAGCGACGGCCCAUCUCCGAAAGCAGAGUCCAAAACAAGUCGCCAUGGGGAUGAUGCGGUUGAAAGUUUCCAGUGCUGAAAACGGCUCAGUGUGGGCGAACGUCUUCAUCGACGAAGGAAGCGACUCUACGCUCAUGCGGCAAAGUUUCGCCAGUGCCAACAGGAUUUCCGGUGUGCAUCAGAUUCUGACCGUGGAAGGCGCCGGCGGUGUAGUCAAACGCUACCGUUCUCAACGUGUUAAUUUCCAGAUAGACACGAUUUAUGGUGAGAAGUUGAAUCUUUCGUGCUCUACCCUGCCCAUUACCGUCGCGAGCACUACCCCAGUUACUGAUUGGGGAAAUUUGAAGAAACGUUGGUCGCAUCUGGCCGACCUUCCUGUUGGAGAGACGGGCGGCAGAGUGGAUAUCCUGAUCGGCAACGACUACUCGCACCUCAUCGUAGCUUUAGAAUCCAGAGUCGGAAAUGACUAUGAGCCGACCGCCAUCAGAAGCAGACUAGGCUGGAUCAUCCGUGGUGUCGUCAGCGAUGGUGCUUCCGUCACAGCCGUCCGGACUCAUACCGUCAAUAGUUCGACGCAGCUGGAAGAGAUUGCGUCAGAACUACGCCGUUUCUGCGACACAGAGAAUUUUGGAACGGAGUCGAAGACGAAAGGAAUGUCAGACGACGAUCGACAAGCCAUCGCGAUUUUAGAAGCUGGAACAAAGAAGCUGGACGUAGGCUACGAGGUUCCCAUCACCUGGAAGACGGGGGAGCCAGCUUUAGUUUGCAACAAGCAGAUGUCUCAACAACGAUUCGGCGGUCUACUUCGGCGUUUCAGCAGAGAGCCAGCGUUCGAGAAGGAUUAUCGUGCUGCCGUUAAGAAAACUAUCGACAAAGGAUAUGCUUCCGUGUUAUCUGAAGAGGAAGCAGAGUCCGCCAAAUACUUUCUCGCGCAUCACGGUGUUUACAAAGGCAUUAAGUUACGUGUCGUCUUUGAUGCUGCAGCCCCCUUUCAGGGAAAGUGUUUGAAUGACGCCAUACUCAGCGGUCCUGCUCUACAGCCCCCUCUUCCAUCCGUUUUAAUUCAAUUCCGUGAAGGAGCCAUAGCCUGGGCUUCAGAUGUUGAAGCGAUGUUUAGCCGUUUUAGGCUUAAUCUAUCCGAUGCAAAUUAUUUUUGCUUUUUGUGGCAAGUGUCUCCACCAAAGACGGUCGUUUGCCGGAUGGAUCGAUUGCCGUUUGGUGCUACAUGUUCUCCCUUUAUCGCCAUACAAACCACCCGCCGAGCAGUUGCUGAUGCCGAAGUAGGAGAAAAGGCGGUCGAAGCAGUCCAGAAGAGAAUGUAUGUAGACGAUUAUCUAGGGUCCGCAAAGAAUGCCGACGAAGGCGUUGCAGAAGCAUCAACCGUGAGAAAAGCUCUGGCCGGAGCCGACCUUCACUUUCAAGAUUGGAUUUCCAAUUCAGCAGAAUUCGUUGCAGCCAUGCAGGAAGAAAAGAAGCCGAUUCCAGAAAUCUCCAGUCUUUCCGCGGACAGUGAAAGCACGAAAGUGCUCGGUGCGGUGUGGAACACCACCUCAGACGCUCUAGGCUUCCGGAUAAAUCGUCCAGCGGAUGAAGAAUACACACGACUCAGUUUGACUAGCCACGUCGCCGGAAUAUUCGAUCCGCUUGGAUUAGCAGCUCCUAUCAUCAUCAAGGCCAAGGUCCGCCUUCGCGAUUUAGUCGUCAAAGGACUAAAAUGGUCCGACCCUGUAGAAGGAGCUGAUCGAACGUGGUGGGAGUCAUGGUUCCAGAUCGUCCAAGAAUUAGUCCAUGUGUCCAUCGAGCGCUGCUUAUUUCCCGAAGAGGAUGAUAUCGUCGAGUCUCAACUGCACACGUUCGGAGAUGCCUCGGAGGAGGCCUACGCUGCAGUAGUGUACAUCCGCAACCAGUACCGCUGCGAGUCGGACAACUUACACAAGAAUAUUGUAGUUAAGACGGGAACACAAACUGAAUUUCCAGAAUACUAG